CUCGAGGAGCCAAGAUGACAUCUUGGAACAUGAAGCCACAUUACAUGCCUUGUUCACCUUAAUGAGCUAGAUGCCACUGAGAAUCCAGAUUGGCCUGGAAAUUUUGCUAAUGAGGUAACUUUUUGGUUAUACUUUCUUACUAUGCAAUUUAGGGCGAAUUCGAGGCCAUCCAGUUCUCUUCUCAAUCUGAAAGGCCCCAUCUUCGUCCUACUCCAUCAAGAAGUAAUACAUCUAUUGGGAUUCAUUAUGAUGGAGCGUUCAUAUAAAAGACUUCCAACUGGCGGGAUUAUGGUAUUAUCAACAACCAUAGACACCCAUCUUGAUCGUACUCUACCAAAAAGUAUAUGAUGGGCGUGCUGAGAAUAUCCAUUGUUCCACUCUAAUUGAAGCCGAAGCAAAAACUUUCUUGAGAGUGUUCAAAUUAGCUCAAGAAUAUGGCUCCCCUUGAGUUAUUCGAUAAGAUUUUCAGUUUCUUGUUCGCUCUCUUGAGAUUCAUCCAUCCGUGUGACCAUGGAGUCGUGUCACUUGGAUUGGUUUGAUGAUCCCUACCAUAUGCAUGCACCAAAUAAAGGUUUUCAGGUUCUUUGAGAUCGAUCCAUCCUUGUGCCAUUGCACAGUGAGGCUUGGAUUGGGUUGAUGAUACCUAUCCUAUGCAUGAUGCCUCAAAUCAAGGUUGAAGUUGUGAUCUCUCAUUAAUCAAGCAAAUUGGGUGCUAGAUCAUUAGCUAGAUCUAAUCUCCAGAAUAACACCCCGAUCCUAUAUUUUUGAUGCCAACGAAUGAGAAUUAUUAUUAUUUACCUCAUUUCUAUAUUUUUUUGAAGUUAUCGUUCUUGUAAGUUUUAACCUUACUUUUCAAAAUUUGGAAAAGGCCAUUUAUGUGUUAAAAAACAAAAUGUAUGAUCGCACCCCACUAGUGUUGGUACGAUCGCACCCGUUUAAAAAAAACAACAACAAAUGGGUCGUUUGGAAGUUGCGAUUGUUUUGUUGAGAUUGUCAUUAUGCAUGUAUUGUUUACAAUGUAUCGUUUUUUGUUUUUUAGCAGAAACAAUACAUGAAUUGUUUUUGUGAUGUGACAGAAACUAUCACUCAUUUUGAGUGAUUGUUAUAUCUCAACUUUUAGUUGUGAUUGUUGAGAUAGUUGAGUUGAGAUUGUUUUGUCUCAGCUUUUAGCUGAUGCGACAUACACAAUCACACAUACCAAACGUUGUAUUCUACAAUGCAUCAAAUUUGACAAUACAUGUAUAAUAUUAUACAUACAUUCUCAACAAUACAUCUAUUUAACAAUCACAACUUCCAAACGACCAAAAUGUAACAAAUUAGAAGACUGCAAAAAGGAACGUCAAAGUCAUGGGCCGAAGCUCAACCCAUGUGAGUGUCUGUCUUUCAGUUCCAAGCCCAAUCUAGCCAGGUUCCCUUUAAAGGCCCAUCAAGUUGUACGGUAGCUCCCCAGUCCAAUAUGAUUCCCACAAACUAACCGCCUUUUUUCUGCUACUCUCUGUCUCUGUCUGGAAUAGCUCUGUGCUCUGGCUCUCAGUGUUGGUGUGUUACGACCUGUAAUUUUCAGUGUUGCUGAAUUCGCGGAAGAAGCGAAGGAAUUUCUUCGACGACGCAACUCGUAGCAAGCAAAAGUUCCCCCAAUCUUUCUUGCAAUUCCCAAUUUGCAAAAGCAGUCGAAGCUUUUCCUGUGGGGGGCAAUGAGGGGUAUUGAUCCCUUGCCGCUUCCACUCCGCAGUUCAAUCCGCUCUGGUGUUAUAGUGUUCGACUUGACAAGAAUUGUGGAGGAACUCAUUUUCAAUAGCUUGGAUGCCGCCGCGACUAAGGUUACUGUGUUUCUUGAUGUGGGGUCUUGCUAUGUUAAGGUGGUGGACAAUGGUUCUGGCAUCUCUAGGGAUGGAUUGGUCAUGUUGGGAGAAAGAUAUGUGACAUCAAAGCUUCCUAGUGAUGAGACAUUUGGCUUCAGAGGGGAAACAUUGGCUUCCAUCUCUGAUGUCUCGUUGCUGGAAAUUGUAACAAGAACCCGUGGAAGGCCUAAUGGCUACCGGAAGGUCUUAAAGGGAUCAGAGUGCUUAUAUCUUGGAAUUGAUGAUAAUAGGAAAGAUGUUGGCACAACAGUUACUGUUCGGGAUUUGUUCUACAACCAGCCCGUUCGGAGGAAUUUUAUCCAAUCCAGUCCCCAGAAGGUCUUGCAGUCUGUUAAGAAAUGUGUCCUUCGAGUUGCCCUUGUCCACUCAAAGGUCUCCUUUAAAGUCAUCGACAUUGAUAGUGAGAAAGAGCUUCUUUCCGUUCAGCCUUCUUCUGCCAUGUCAAUUUUGAUGAGUGACCAUGGGAUUGAUGAAUUCAGCUCUCUCCACAAGGUCAAUCAUACUGAUGGCUUCUUGAGUCUCUCUGGCUACAUGACUGGUCCAUCCGAUAAAUUUUCUGCAAAGGCCUUUCAAUAUGUUUAUAUCAACUCACGCUUCGUCUUCAGAGGUCCAAUCCACAAGCUGCUUAAUCACUUGGUCAUGACGUUUGAGAGUCUGGAACAACAGAGUGAUUAUGUGUCUCAAAAGGGAAAGAGAAGCCGGUCUCAAGCAUCCAUGGCCUACAUUGUGAACUUAAGUUGUCCUUCUGACCUAUAUGAUCUAACUUUUGAGACGUCAGAGACUUAUGUUGAAUUCAAGGAUUGGGGUCCAAUUCUUACCUUUAUUCAAAAUGCCAUUCAACAAGUCUGGAGCAGGAUUACUAACGGAGAAUCCUCUUGUCAUGGAGUAGACCUUCUUGAUAACAGUGAAUAUUGGAAGGGAAAGGAUGGUAUCUCAUUUGGAAAUGAAGACUCAACAGAGAACUCGGUUGUUGCAAUUGAUAAGUUUCAAAGACAGCAGUAUGAUCUUGAUUAUUCUCCCCUUCCAAACCGGAAGAAGCAUCUUGGUGGAACUUUUAAGAAGGAUUAUGAUAAAGCUACAUGUCUAGAAUUUGAAAUGGAUGCUUCUCAGUUCAACGAGCAACAAUCGGAAAUGGGGUUUGACUUUCCUGCAUCUCUCAGCAGUAUUGAAUUCCCAAAUGACGAUCUUGAAUAUAGAUAUAACACUAGACGGAAGCACAGUGGGAACAUGGGGGGAAGCCAUUUAAGUUCAGAUUGGAAGAAUGAGUCCCCUAAAAUUGAGUCUGCUAAGAUGGAAUUAUCUUCAGAUCAUGAAGAGUGGAUAAAACAACUAGAGGUUAGUCAAAGUGGAUACGGCUGCAGGGAUCAUGAAGCGACAUUUCAAGAAUUUGAGGUGCAUGCUUCUGUAUUCAAAGGGCAGCAAGUUGAAAGGAGAGCUGUGUGCCAACGAGGCUUCUCAAUGGAACCCAUGGUGGAUGUCCCUGAUUGUGAAAAAAUACCUAAUGCCGGCCAAGAGUAUGCCACCAAAAUUUUUGUAUCUAAUCAUAAUUCCGAGUUUUCUGAUGACAGGCUUACCAGUGGAAAAAAUUGCAGUGAUUACAUGGAGGGAAAUCCUUUCACAUACUGGCAGAAUGAGUCCCUCAAAAAUGAGUCAGCUAAGAUUGCAUUAUCUUCAGAUCAUGAGGUGUGGAGUAAAAAGCUAGAGGGUAAUGAAAGUGGAAAAGACCACUUCUUGCAUGGUUGCUCAUCAAUGAGAAGCUUUUCAUGCAGCAAGGGUGUGCUAAAUAGUGAGGAGGAACCUGAAUUUUCACUUGGUGAACCCCAGUUCCAAAGAAGGCGACUUUGCUCUGACGAAAACAUGGGUGUACUAGAAGUUGAGAGUAGUAAUCAGAGGGGUGAUAUCUUUCUAGGGAAUGGAGGCCAGUCGUCUGUUGAAAGCGGAAAAGACCACCUAUUGCAUGGUUGCUCAUCACUGAGAAGUCUGUCAUGCAGCAAGGGUUUCCUAAAUAGUGGGGAAGAACCUGAAUUUCCACUUGGCGAACCCCGGUUUAAAAGAAAGCAACUUUGCUCUGAUGAAAACAUUGGUGUACUAAAAGUUGAGAGGAGUAACCAGGGGGGUGAUAUCUUUUUAGGGCAGGAAGUGCAGUCAUUCGCUGAUAGUGGGGAAGGCCACUUCUUGCACGGUUGCUCAUCACUGAGAAGCCUGUCAUGUAGCAAGGAUUUUUUAAUUCGCGAGGAAGAACUUGAAUUUCCACUUGCUGAACCCCAAUUCAAAAGCAGGCGACUUUGCGCUGAUGAAAACGUAGGUGAACUAAAAGUUGAGAGUAGGAAACAGAAGGAUAAUAUCCUUGUACGGCAGGGAGAGCAGGCUUUUGCUGAAAGCAUAGGACUUCAUUCUGAUUUUAUCUUGCAUAACAGAGGUUUGCCGACACCGGAUAAAUGGUUUAGAUCCAACUCUGAUUCAGAAACUUCAGAUGCUUUUCUUCAGCCCAGUUGGAAUGUUGAGAGCUUCCCCCGUGAUAUUAAAGAUGAAGUGGGUGUGAAGUGUAGGAAUGUGUCAAGAGAUAAGGGGGGAUGGUUACAGUUUGACUUGCACUCUGAAGGUCAACCUAGCAAUGACAAGUAUGAAGUUGAACGGGAUAUAACAGAUGAAGUGGGUGUUAGGUGUGGCACAGUCAAAGACACAAGGUUGUUAUCCUCACAGCAGAAUCACGUGUCAAGAGAUAAGGCUAGCUGUUUACAGUUUGACUUGCAUUCUGAAGGUCAAACUAGAAAUGGCAAGUGUGAAGAUGAACUGGAUAUAACAGAUGAAGUGGGUGUAAGGUGUGAGAGAGACAAAGACACAAGGUUGUUAUCCUUACAGCGGAAUCACCUGUCAAGAGAUAGGGCUGGCUGGUUACAGUUUGACUUGCAUUCUGAAGGUCAAAAUAGCCAUGACAAGUACAACGAUGAACGGGAGAAACUAGGAUACCAAGGUGGGAAGAAUGAUCUUCAGGGACAUCACUGCAGUAGAAGUUGCUCUCCCCCUCCAUCUGUAAAGCACAAGAGGAAGUGUGUUCCCUUGAAUAGUUCAUUCGCAGCAGGAAGGAAACCUCGUACUGAAUUGGCGUAUAUUGAUGGGAGAAACGGAAUUAUGGAUUUUGCGCCAAAUAGUGGCGAGGAACUUAUUUCAACCACCAGACCAGAAAUGAAGUACAGAAAAAGUGCUGUGCCAGAUGUGGAGGAGGUUCUAGAAGGGAAACAGGUUGAACAUGGGUGCCUGGGGGUGCAUAAUUCUCCAGGCUUUAUGACAAAUGGAAGCAGAAAGUUGGAAGAUUUUGUCACCAAAUGGAGGAACUCCUCUAAAGAGAAAAAUAUGAAAACAGGAUGUGAUGGUGGCAGUCACCAUAGUAGCAUACUUGACAUAUCUUCAGGGUUCUUCAGUUUGGCUGGUAGAGAACUGAUUCCAGAAUCUCUACAGAAGAAUUGCCUCAGGAAGGCUAAGGUUCUUCAUCAAUUGGACAAGAAAUUUAUUCCAGUGGUUGCUGGUGGAACUCUCUGUGUUAUAGACCAGCAUGCAGCAGAUGAAAGGAUCCGGCUGGAGGAACUUCGAGACAAGGUGUUAUCUGGAAAGGCUAGGACAAUAUCAUAUCUCGAUCACGAAGAAGAGCUGAUUCUUCCUGAGUUUGGAUAUCAGCUUCUUCUUGAUUAUGCUGGUCAAGUAAGAGAAUGGGGUUGGAUUUGCAACAUGCAAGCUCAAGGUUCAGGGAUGUUCAACAAGAACUUGAAUGUCCUCCACCAACAUACGGCAGUAGUGACCCUAAUUGCGGUACCCUGCAUUUUAGGAACUAAUUUGUCUGGUGGAGAUCUCCUGGAAUUUCUUCAGCAGCUUGCUGACACGGAUGGGGCUUCAACAAUACCACCAUGCGUUGGUAGAGUCUUGAAUUCAAAAGCAUGCAGAGGUGCAAUUAUGUUUGGCGAUUCUUUGCUGCAAUCGGAAUGUGCGCUAAUCGUGGAAGAACUAGAGAAGACUCGUCUCUGUUUUCAAUGUGCUCAUGGGCGACCCACAACCGCACCUCUGGUGAACUUGGCAGCAUUGCAUGGUGAGAUCACCAAGGUAUUAGCUUUGACGAAGAAAAACGACACAUUUAUUUUACAACGUCAGGAGCUCAACAUCAGUCGUGCAACCCAGCGGUUAGCUGCUGGCAGAGGAGCUGCUUAAGAUGUGCAUCCAAAACAAGUAGAUAAAGUGUCGUGUAGGACUACGAUUUUCCAUUUAAUCGAUUCUUUGAGUUGUUUUCUGAUGUAUAUGUUCAUCUCAUGAAAUCAAAAUGCCAACAGGAG
Messenger RNA from Linum trigynum, 6184 nucleotides. NCBI's taxonomy places the organism in Eukaryota, Viridiplantae, Streptophyta, Magnoliopsida, Malpighiales, Linaceae. The record is from the annotation of a GenBank genome assembly.